Opisthorchis viverrini is the source of this 573-nucleotide messenger RNA. RefSeq lists its product as hypothetical. Lineage: Eukaryota; Metazoa; Platyhelminthes; Trematoda; Opisthorchiida; Opisthorchiidae. Gene Ontology annotation, cellular component: membrane; signal peptidase complex. Bases 1 to 573 code for a protein of 190 amino acids. Gene Ontology annotation, biological process: protein targeting to ER. The record is from RefSeq and is a predicted model, not a curated record. The transcript is spliced from 3 exons.
AUGUCGAAAGACGAGAACCCUGACCCAAUUGUUGUCAAUCGGUGGCAUUCUACGGCCGUGAAAAAUGCUCUGGAUGAUGCAACGAAAGCCCUCAUGUCCAAGGAACACGGUUUGGUCGAGAAUCACGCACUUUUCGACGGGCGCUUAGCGUUAUGCACACUAUCUGUGAUUGUUGCAGCGGUCGCGUUACUCUGGGACUAUCUAUAUCCUCAUCCACAGUCUCGGAUGGUUCUAGUCGUUUGCGUAAUCAUAUACUUUAUCCUCUCCGGUAUCAUCACGUUGUACGUUCUCUAUGUGGAGAGAAAUAUUUUUUACGUCGGUAAAAAGAUGGAUCCCACUGGUUUGGAUCCACCGGACACAUGGCAGUUUUCCUCUCACAUGGAAAAGUAUGACCCGACUUAUCACCUCUCCUUGAUAGUCUCCUAUGGAAAAACCAAUAAGUCGAAAGUCGCUUCACUCGACCGUUGUGUUGCGGAUUUCUUCGACGCCAAAGGAACCUUGCGCUCCGAUCUGUAUAACGCAGCAGUGCUCAAGAUGAUCAAAGAGUUGGACUCUGCUAAAAAGGAUCAAUGA